AGAGCUGUGACAACAGGGGCGCAGGAUGGCUCUGAACAUUGCUUCGACUCUUCUCCUGGCUACAGGACUCACCCUCCUAAUUUAUCUCAUUAAAUGGUGGAGUAAAAUCAAACAGAAGAACCUACCCCCAGGACCUACACCUCUACCAGGCUUGGGGAACAUCCUUCAGCUAAGCACCUCAGAACUACCACAGUCUUUAGUUAAGCUGAGUGAGACAUAUGGACCUGUCUAUACCCUCUACAUAGCCAAUCUUCGGACGAUAGUACUGAUUGGGUACGAUGCUGUGAAGGAAGCAUUGGUGGACCGCAGCGAUGCUUUUAGUGACAGGGGAGACACAGGAUCUGGAGAAUUUUUUUUUAAAGAUUUUGGGGUCAUUGCAAGCAGUGGGGAAAGGUGGAAAAUUCUUCGUCGUUUUUCUCUGACAACGUUGAGAAAUUUUGGAUUGGGAAAGAAGAGCAUUGAAGAAAGAAUCCAAGAAGAAGCCCGAUGUCUUUCUGAGAAAUUUAUGAAGGAUAAAGAUUCUCCAAUUGACCCAACAUAUAUAUUACGAGCUUCUGUUUCUAAUGUCAUUUGUUCCGUUGUGUUUGGUGAAAGAUUUGACUAUGAAGAUGAAAAGUUUUUGACUCUCUUAUUAUAUUUUCACAAUCUUCUCAAGUUGUUCAACAGUCGUUCAGGGCAGCUCUUUACCAUAUUCCCCGCCGUAAUGCCCUACAUUCCUGGUCCUCACCAGACGAUCUUUAAAAUUGUCCACAACCUGAAGCAGUUUAUUAAGGAGAUGGUGAAAUCCCACCGAGCCACCCUGGAUGAAAACUGCCCUCGUGACUUCAUAGACUGCUUCCUCAUGAAGAUGGAAGAGGAAAAAAAGAACCCAGACACCGAAUUUCAUGAUGAUAACCUAGAGGGGACAAUAUUAGAUUUAUUCUUUGCUGGAACAGAGACUACAAGUUUGACAUUGAGAUAUUGUUUUAUUAUACUCUUGAAACAUCCGGAAAUACAAGAAAAGAUCCAUAAAGAGAUUGACAAUGUAAUCGGUAAAGAUCGUUGUCCAUCAAUAGAAGACAAGAGUAAAAUGCCGUAUACAGAAGCUGUAAUCCACGAGGUUCAAAGAUUUGCUGAUAUUGUCCCUUCAGGAUUGCCUCAUUCUGUCAGCAAGGACACAACCUUCAGAGGAUAUCACAUUCCAAAGGGAACCCUGGUGUUUCCAGUCCUGACCUCUGUGUUGAAAGACCCAAAACAAUUCAAGAACCCAGAAGAGUUUGAUCCUUCACACUUUCUUAGCGAGGAUGGUUGCUUUAAGAAACAUGAUGCAUUUAUGCCAUUUUCUACAGGCAAACGCAUGUGUAUGGGAGAAGGCCUGGCUCGCAUGGAGCUCUUCCUCUUUCUCACCACCAUACUGCAAAAGUUCACCUUGGAGCCUACAACAGACAGAAAGAAUCUGAGCAUAAGACCAGAGCCCAACACCAACGCUUCAAGACCUCAUUCAUACAAGAUGAAGGUUGUCCCUCGCUUCUGAGUUGAGGAAAAACUUCUUGCAUAGAGAAAACCAAGACAAUCUAGAACAUGCAAACAA
This is a messenger RNA of Bufo bufo (common toad), 1570 nucleotides long. Its product is annotated as cytochrome P450 2A13-like. NCBI's taxonomy places the organism in Eukaryota, Metazoa, Chordata, Amphibia, Anura, Bufonidae. The transcript is spliced from 9 exons. Gene Ontology annotation, cellular component: intracellular membrane-bounded organelle; cytoplasm. Gene Ontology annotation, biological process: xenobiotic metabolic process. Gene Ontology annotation, molecular function: oxidoreductase activity, acting on paired donors, with incorporation or reduction of molecular oxygen, reduced flavin or flavoprotein as one donor, and incorporation of one atom of oxygen; iron ion binding; heme binding. The record is from RefSeq and is a predicted model, not a curated record. The coding region runs from base 26 to 1513 and encodes 495 amino acids.